AUGAUUAACAUUAUCCUAACCUAUUUGGCAGCUAUCACCAUCUUUUGUAGUGUGCAUGAUGCAAAAAUAUGUUAUGAUGUACACAGAAGAAAUACCAAGAGUAACGUACUUUUUAUUGAAAAAAAUGCUUACCACAAAGUUAAGUAUCGUCUCAAAGCGAAGGAAUUUGUGAAUUUCAGGGAAAUACAACUACAGAGGAUAAAAGAUUAUAGAAAGCGCAGUGGGCCAGACAAAAAUAAUAUUAACUACAACGUGAAGGAUGCAUAUAAUUAUCAUGAUAAUUUCCUCUUCGUCAGGAAUGAAGUGUUCCCAACGUUAGCCAAAAUAGAAAAUGAGAAAUUGAAGCAGAGGGAGAAAUAUCAAAAACUGUUUCAAAACGUCAAUGACUAUAAUACGAGUUUUAGUAGACGGACCUUUAUGCAAUUCCUGAUCGACUUGUACAACAUCUUCCUAAAAAUUGACGAGUUAUUUUUGAUUUACAAAGAAGACUUUUCCCUUCUUACGUACACGGGGCCCAUGCUACUGACGAACCACCUCUACGACGAUAUUGUGUAUCUGACGUCGGUGGUUGAGAACUGCGACGACAUCACGCUCAGCCCAUACGGCAGGGAGUACGUCUCACACCUGGAGGAGUUAUCCCAAAAAAACAAAAUAAAAUUUUUAGCGCAUGCAUACUUAUUCUACAAAAGCUUCCAUUUGAACAAGGAGCAUUUGUUAAAUAGCAUUUGCAAAUAUUUAAAUAUUAUAAAAAAAUUGAAAUCGUCCAAGUACGUUCCAGAUGUUUCGAAUUUCGAGUUUUGCCUGAACAAGAUGAGCAGAAAGUGGAGCAGAUGGGACAAGGACAAUUUUCUGUCCAGUCUGCAUGACGCGACAGAUAAAAUGAUGAUAUUGACGAAGCAUUUUCAACAAACGAAAGAGUAA
Molecule: messenger RNA, 921 nt
Organism: Plasmodium fragile
Lineage: Eukaryota; Apicomplexa; Aconoidasida; Haemosporida; Plasmodiidae
Exons: 6
Coding region: 1-921 (306 amino acids)
Source: RefSeq, a predicted model, not a curated record